Messenger RNA from Guyanagaster necrorhizus, 2338 nucleotides. RefSeq lists its product as uncharacterized. The record is from RefSeq and is a predicted model, not a curated record. Gene Ontology annotation, cellular component: endomembrane system; Dsc E3 ubiquitin ligase complex. Gene Ontology annotation, biological process: proteasome-mediated ubiquitin-dependent protein catabolic process. The transcript is spliced from 15 exons. Bases 27 to 2255 code for a protein of 742 amino acids. Gene Ontology annotation, molecular function: ubiquitin protein ligase activity. NCBI's taxonomy places the organism in Eukaryota, Fungi, Basidiomycota, Agaricomycetes, Agaricales, Physalacriaceae.
CCGGCUACUGCUUGUAGCUAACGUCGAUGGACGACCCCCUUCGCGAUGAGGAGGCCGGCGUCCCUCCACAGCAACCGCGACGGCGCUCGUUCUCAUCCGCUAUCAUUCUCAUGGUCAUGCUCUUCUUGCUCACCAGCCACAACGGCGACGAAUUUCUGGCAAGACACCAGUACCAGAACGCGCUGCAGUCACUGACGUAUCAGCUCUCCAACUUUACCGCCUGGAUGAACGGGACUGAAACAAACUUCACUGUGCCAGAUCGAGAGCCUUCUCUCACUUCUUUACUGCAUGAAUUCAUUCCCGUACGUCUGCCUUUGGACCCUCUAUACUCCUCGUACUACUCCAAUGUCACUGGAUUCAUUCGAGGAAGCUCGGCCUUUUUCAAUAUCACACCCUCUUUCUUGUCCACAGUUUCGUACUCUUGGAAGGAAGCUGCAGAGUCUUUCAUUGCCCAGGUAAAUGAAACAGAGGUUGUCGAGAGGGCUGGAAUCUGGAACUGGACCGCUUCCAGCAGAGUAUCCUUCAGCGUUUCGGAGAAGAAGCAGCCCCACACAUUAGCGGUGGAUCUUGUUUUGAUUAAUGGCCGAAUAGAAUUGACCGACGAAAAUACGAAGGAGGAUUUGAAGUUUGAUUUCGAAGGUGUCCACUUCAUGCCCAACGGCUCAAUAUAUGGGUUUGCAGAGCCAUCGGGAAGAAACAUAGACAUCAGAUUGUUACCUUCCCUUGUGCCAGAAAAUCAGAAAAACGAGACUGCACGCUUCGUGGAGCCCGAGCUUGCAUCGAAACUGAAAAAACUUAAGAACUUGAUUGACGCAGGUGUCAUCGAGCAUGAACCAACGCCUCAACAUGAAACUUCGACGUGCCCAUUCGCUCUGUAUGCGCAGAUGGAUCCAGUCAGUAUCUCGGAGCGUGAAAUGCAGCAACUGGAGGAAGAAAUGCAGCACCCGAAGGGUCUUCCCACUGUGUCUCCCCCCAAGCUUUCUGUAUCAGGCAUCCUUAUCAGCAAGGAAUGCGGUAUCAUGUUUGAAAUCCGAGAAACCGAGGGACUGAGGUCUCGCACGUUUUUCCGCAAAGUCACAACGUAUGCAGGAAGUGCAACAGUGAUAUAUUUCAUACUUCUCUUUGUCCUAGCGCGGCAAAUGGAGCGGAGCCGGACGCCCUCGGGGAUAUCGCGAGUGUCCCGGUGGACUUUCUUCACACAGUCGACCAUUGAUUCAGUUUCUUUCGCUGGUCACAUCACUUUUGCUAUAAUUGCAGAAGGUCGGCCUUCUCUCUCUCUUACCGCGCCAGCUUUUUUGGCCUGUACUAUGUUUGUGUACGAGGCGCAAUUUUCCGUUCUCAUACACCAGAUUCAGAUGCCCGAAGACAUCGUUGAUCCCGUACCUGCCCCAACUACCGCUAUCACGCAAGAACGUACUGGUAAUGUCCCACCCCCUGUGGUUCCCCCAAAUCCAGCGACAACGGCGGCAGCUCCCAGUCUGUCCUUUUGGGCAUUUGCUAUCCAGCAUCUAAGAUCCGAUCCUGGUGCCAGACUUUGGAUCACUAUGUUCUUCUUUUUAACGUUCAUCGUUCGGGUUAUCCUGUCGCCCACGCUAUCCCUCAUGUUCGUUGCUCUCACAUACUCGUUUAUCUGGUUACCUCAGAUCAUUCGUUCCGUCCGCCGGGGUCGCUCAAGUGGGUUUUCGAAAGAAUACGUAAUAGCCACGACAGGUUGUAGGCUUUCCCUUGGAAUGUAUUUCCUUGCUUGUCCAAAGAAUGUUCUAGAUGUCGAUCCUCGAUCCUGGGCAUGUUAUUUGGCUGCUUUUGUAUGCCUCCAGGCCUUGAUAGUCAUCCUUCAAGAUGAACUCGGACCAGCCUUCUUCCUCCCCGCAAAGUACGCCGCUGUGAAGGCCUACGACUAUCACCCGGUAUUGCCCCUCCCCGAUCCUGAGGCGCCGGAACAGUCUCUCGGAGAUUGCGUAAUCUGUCUGGACGCUAUCUUAAUAGAAUCUCCUCUAUUGCGGAAGAGGAAGUCGAUUGAUGAAAAGCAUGAUGACUGGGAUACCCGGAGCACAGCGAACAAACGGAAAAUAGCGAAAGGCAUUGAUGCAAGUGGGAUUUUAAAUGCCGUCCAGGCUGGUGUUGGAAACGCUGUUGCAAGGAAGAAUUAUAGCCUUGCGCCAUGCCAUCAUCUUUUCCAUACUGAAUGUCUUGAGAAAUGGCUUGCUAUUAAGAACAUCUGUCCGCAAUGUCGUCGACCUCUCCCACCUCUAUAAUGAUUUAUUUAAUGCACUGUAUAUCCACCGCAUGUAACUAAUGUGUAUUUUAAAUUUAUUCCUGUCUCCUGUAUGAGUUUGCU